AUCUGGCCUGAAAAGGACACCAUUUUUGGGUAUCUAUACUAUCUCCACCGAUCCUUGUACUUAUCUACGGCUUCCUUUGCUUCCGUGAUCAGUUUUUUCAGCCCCCACCCUUUUCCCCUACUUUUCCUUUCAUUUUUCUCUAUGUAGAUUUGGACCUAUACAAAACCCAAUAAAACUCUUGCGUGCCUUGACGUGUUAUCUUUCUCCAUUCCUUUCUUCUUCCUCUCUUCUUCCUUCCCUCCACCAACCCGCUAAAUAUCCUUCUACCCAUUUGCUUUUUCACUCUUUUUAUUUUCCAUCUUCUUUUUCUUUUUCUUUCUAAUGUCCUUUUGGUAUUCAAUCCAGUUCUAAUCAACAGAGGAUGGAAGCUUUUUCUUCUUCUCCGCUUUCACUUCACUCCUGUUGCGUUUUCUCUCGCUCUCAUCGUUUUGAUCCAUGUUUGCCUUUUCAUUCGUUUAAUGGUGCUGUUUCCUCUUCUAUUUCUUUUGGUUUUUCGAUUUCUCAGAAGACCCACCCACGUCUCUCCCACAAUUUUCCUUCUGUCAAACAUUCUCAUUCGCGCGGAAGAAGAAAAUUCUUGCCAGUCUCUGCUGUUUUCGAGCGCUUCACUGAACGUGCAAUAAAAGCUGUCAUCUUUUCUCAAAAGGAAGCCAAAGCCUUUGGCAAAGACAUGGUCUUUACCCAACAUCUACUACUGGGUUUAAUCGCAGAGGAUCGCGACCCACGUGGGUUCCUUGGCUGUGGCCUUACCAUUGACAAGGCCCGGGAAGCUGUUCGCAGCAUUUGGCAUCAACAUCAUCAUCAAGAGGGUGAUAAUUCAGUUUCUUCUUCCUCGCCUGAACAGUCGGUUGCUUCUUCUUCAAAGUCAACGGACGUGCCGUUUUCUAUCAGUACAAAGCGGGUCUUUGAGGCUGCAGUUGAGUAUUCGAGGACUAUGGGUCACCAUUUCAUCGGCCCUGAACAUAUUGCCAUUGGUCUCCUCACCGUCGAUGAUGGCAGUGCCACCCGGGUCCUCAAAAGACUGGGGGCAAAUGUAAACAACCUCGCAGCUGCAGCACUCUCCAGGCUUCAAGGGGAGCUUGCCAAAGAUGGGAGAGAACCGUCCGUGGCAUCUAAAGGGAGCUUUCCUGGGAAAGUUUCAGGUACGAGAACCUCUGAAAGGACAAAAGAGAAAAAUGCUUUGGCACAAUUCUGUGUGGAUCUCACUGCUAGAGCUAGUGAAGGACUUAUUGAUCCUGUUAUUGGCCGAUUGACUGAAGUUCAGAGAAUCAUUCAGAUACUUUGUCGCAGAACCAAAAAUAACCCCAUUCUUCUUGGUGAAGCUGGGGUUGGAAAAACAGCCAUUGCUGAAGGACUGGCAAUUAGCAUUGCACGGGCAGAUGCUCCUGUUUCUCUGUUGGGAAAACGUGUAAUGUCCUUGGAUAUUGGGCUUCUGAUGGCUGGUGCUAAGGAAAGGGGAGAAUUAGAGUCACGGGUUACUUCAUUGCUAAACGAGAUAAAAAAAUCAGGUGAUGUCAUCCUUUUUAUUGAUGAGGUCCAUACACUUGUUGGGUCUGGAACAGUUGGACGGGGAAACAAGGGAUCUGGUCUUGACAUUGCUAAUCUAUUGAAACCAUCCCUUGGGAGGGGUGAAUUACAGUGUAUUGCAUCCACGACUCUUGCCGAGUACCGGACCCAAUUUGAGACGGAUAAAGCAUUAGCAAGGAGAUUCCAGCCGGUGUUAAUUAAUGAACCAAGCGAGGAGGAUGCAGUGAGGAUUCUCUUGGGUCUGCGUGAGAAAUAUGAGACUCACCACAAUUGCACUUACACACUAGAGGCAAUAAAUGCUGCUGUGUACCUGUCAUCAAGAUACAUUCCUGAUAGGUAUCUUCCCGAUAAAGCAAUUGAUCUUAUUGAUGAAGCUGGAAGUAGAGCUCGUAUUGAGGCAUUUAAGAAGAAAAAGGAACAGCAAACUGGUAUACUCGCAAAGCCUCCAGAUGAUUACUGGCAAGAGAUUAGGACUGUUCAGGCCAUGCAAGAAGUGGUCCUAGCAAGUAGGCUAAAACAUGAUGGUAGUGCUUCCAGCAUAGAUGAUACUAGCGAACUCGUUUUAGAUUCUCCUUUGCCUUCAACUUCAGAUGAUGACGAACCUAUGGUGGUGGGACCUGAGGAUAUUGCAGCAGUUGCUUCUGCCUGGUCUGGAAUACCAGUCCAGCAGCUCACUGUUGAUGAAAGAAUGCUUCUGGUUGAGCUUGAUGAGCAGCUUAAGAAAAGGAUUAUUGGUCAAGAUGAGGCUGUUGCUGCUAUUUCUCGAGCUGUGAAGAGGUCACGGGUUGGGUUGAAGGAUCCUGAUAGGCCUGUUGCUGCUAUGCUCUUUUGUGGGCCAACUGGGGUCGGCAAAACUGAAUUAACAAAGGCUUUGGCAUCAUGCUAUUUUGGGUCGGAGGAAGCCAUGCUAAGAUUGGACAUGAGUGAAUAUAUGGAGCGGCAUACUGUGAGCAAAUUAAUAGGAUCACCUCCAGGUUAUGUUGGUCAUGAAGAGGGAGGCAUGCUUACGGAAGCUAUUCGAAGGCGGCCUUUCACAUUGUUGUUGCUGGAUGAAAUAGAGAAAGCUCAUCCAGAUGUAUUCAACAUCCUUCUUCAGUUGUUUGAAGAUGGCCAUCUUACUGAUUCCCAGGGUCGGAGGGUAUCUUUUAAGAAUGCCUUAAUAGUGAUGACUUCAAAUGUGGGUUCUUCUGCUAUCGCAAAGGGUAGACGAGGUGCCAUUGGUUUCUUGCUUGCAGAUGAUGAGUCAACAUCAUAUGCUGGUAUGAAAGCACUGGUUGUAGAAGAACUCAAGACUUAUUUUCGUCCAGAGCUUCUCAACAGGAUAGAUGAAAUAGUCGUAUUCCAGUCCCUCGAGAAGACUCAGAUGCUGGAAAUUUUAAACCUGAUGCUGCAAGCAGUAAAGGCGAGACUUGUGUCUCUUGGUGUCGGUUUGGAGGUAUCUGAUUCCGUCAAAGACCUGAUAUGCCAACAAGGGUACGACCAAACUUAUGGCGCCCGACCUUUACGGAGGGCAGUAACACAAAUGGUGGAAGAUCUGUUGAGUGAAGCAUUACUUGCUGGGAAUUUCAAGCCUGGUGACACUGCUGUUAUUGAUCUCGAUGCUACUGGAAACCCGGUUGUCAAAAAUAAAUCUGAUCGGAGCAUUCCCUUGCCUGAUACUACCUCCAUUUUCUAGUCAUGCAUGUGUUGUUUCACCAUACAUACCAUCUUGAUUCAUGUACAUGGUAUAGAAAUUUUUGUUUGGAAUCUGGGUCUGUUAAUUGAUUCAAGUGUAUAUAAGUGAAGAACUUAUGGAGGGUUGCUUCGAGCAAUGCUCCAACCCUCCUGUAUAUCUAAUGGCAAUUGUUUUCUAUUUCUCUACUCUUUAA
Messenger RNA from Carica papaya (papaya), 3395 nucleotides. RefSeq names its product Clp ATPase (gene ERD1). Gene Ontology annotation, molecular function: ATP binding; ATP hydrolysis activity. Gene Ontology annotation, cellular component: cytoplasm. The record is from RefSeq and is a predicted model, not a curated record. NCBI's taxonomy places the organism in Eukaryota, Viridiplantae, Streptophyta, Magnoliopsida, Brassicales, Caricaceae. Gene Ontology annotation, biological process: cellular response to heat.